Molecule: messenger RNA, 1794 nt
Organism: Tigriopus californicus
Lineage: Eukaryota; Metazoa; Arthropoda; Copepoda; Harpacticoida; Harpacticidae
Exons: 2
Coding region: 389-1357 (322 amino acids)
Source: RefSeq, a predicted model, not a curated record
ACGAACAAAUUUCAACCGCCAACACAACCUGACUUUACACCCGUAAUUGGCAUUUUUUUCAAAAUCCUUUGACCGAAAAAAAUAACCAAUAUGUUAAAAAUGAAAAAGCUAAAUACAAGUGAGUAAAAUUUAGUACAGUCUUGCUCACUUCUUAAUUACGCUUGUAAUAAAUGAAUCUUCGAGGGAUCCAUUCCAAUUCCUGGAACAAAGAAAACCAAAAAUAUGCGCUUGAUCCCUGCACUUGAUCCCAACAUGCCGAACGGCACCAACCCUCCUAUCCGGACUUGAGUGUUCCACACUGAAGUGUUGUUCCCACCUCGAAUCAUUCUAUUCGCUAAUAAAUGAGCCACGCCAAUUGAAUCUUCCAUCACUUCAAACCCUCAUCACUAUGGUGCUGAUCGGGUCCGCCAUCUUGCCUCACGCUUCCAUGAUCCUGGACCCGACCCUCGAGGACGUGCCUACGGGCGUGGAUGAGCUUCACUCGGCCGCCAAGUACAUUGGCGAUUACGUGCGCGAUCACGAGCCGGACAUCAUCGUGCUAGCCACACCCCAUGGCUUGAACCUGUCCGACUCGAUUGGGAUUUAUGCCAACCACAUUGCGGCCGGAACCGCCGAGUGGAACGGCCAUUGGGGCGAGUACAAAGUCUCGGUCAACAUCCACGACGACUUCGCCCUCGAGAUGUUCACCCAUCUGCAAAAGAAGCGGGUCAAUUCGAAUUUGAUCCUGCCGUUUGGCGAGCGACCCGCACCCUUGGGCUGGUCCGAGGUGGUUCCACUGUUCUUCAUCUCGGAGCAACGCGGCACCACAGGCACCAGGAAGAGGGUGUGCCCGUACGACGUGGUCAUCAUGACCUCGCCCAUUCAGGAGAAGAAGCACUGGGACGGAGAUUUAGCCGACCUCACGGGUCAAUGCGUCAAAGUGGGCCAUGAACUCUUCGAACUGUUCGAGAGAACGGAUUACCGGAUCUUUUUCCUGGCCAGUGCCAAUCUGUCACCUUGCCACAAGACUUUGGAGGAGAACCCGUUGUUUCUGCCUGAACCUGGAGCGGCAGAAGUUCCCGUUUCCCGCAAGGCCCUUAUUUUUGAUGAGACCAUCGAGCAAUGGAUCCGAUCCGGAUCUCGGACCAUUCUCUUGGAGCGAGCUCUGGGCUUGGCCAUGGAGACCUUCCCGUGCUCAAUGACGAUUUUCGGCAUUCUUCAAGGACUCUUAGACCGAUCCAGCUUUGGCGGAGACAUCUUGGCUCGCCGAGUUCCGACCUAUUUCGGCGUGAUCGUGGCCUUGUUCCAUGCCAAUGAGAAGGGUUGGAAAGUCCUGCCACGCCCUUUCAAUAAAGGCUUGUCCGGUCUGCCCUUAUAGAUUCAUAAUUCAUCUGGCCUUGGGGUAAAUUGGAAUGAUAAACCCCGUUUUGCGACCCUGCUUUGAUCUUAAUCCCGCUCUCUAAAACGUGUCUUCAAUCUCCAACCGUCCGCUAUAAAACGAAAAAAUCGCCGCAAUCAAUUUUCGAGUACUCUGUUUUUUUUCUCUUCAAAAUUUGAGGUAUAUCCAUGGGCGUUCCAGUAAAAUUUCGUGAUCUAGCUCACGGAUCAGUGCUCACAGGUCCCUGGGCUCUGUGCAUGCCAGACUAGCUCUUGAAAUAUGCCAGAUUAUGCCGGAUCAAAGUCUGAAUAUGCCAGAAAGUAUGCCCGAAAGGAAAAAGCAUCCCGUAUUGACAAGUUUCUGCAACAUGUGGAGGUCGUCGUUAUAAUUCAGCUUGAAUCACCAUAAAAGCUAACCACUUGCAGCAAAAAAAAGCA